AUGUCGUUACCCCCUCUGAUCAAUGGAUUUGACAGACAAACCUCGGAAAGCGUAGAGUCAACUUUGGCCCAAGCUCUGAACCAGUAUGAGCCGUCGGUGCAAUUGCACAACACAGGGAAUGCUGGCUCCAAGAACAGACAACAACAGCAACAACAGCCCCAAUUUGUUGUAGACAAGUCAAAACAACCGGUGAUGCCGGGGGCUUCUGUCGGGGGCACUCCAUCAUCAUUAAGUCAUCAUAACCAACUGGUCCACGUUAACGUUGGUGAUAGCGGUCCUGGCAGAAGUGGAUCCAAUGUAGAUGAUACCGUUUCCUCUUCUCCUGGUCAUGGGUCGUCUACCAAUGCCGGCGGGGUAGUCAUGAGUCGGGCCUCGAUGCACGAUGAAUCUCAGCAUCCAAGACCGGCAACGACAUCCAACAUUACCAGAGUAAGGCACAACCGUCCUGGGAUGAAAUUUGGAGCAAAGAAGAAAUCAUGGGUCUGGGAUUGGUUUGUCCAGGAUAGUACCGACCCAAAUGUGGCCAUUUGCGACCAAUGUGGAAGAAUAAUACGAAGGUUACCGAGUGAUAAAGGAUCGCCCAAGAAACUUAGUGAGCAUCUAAGGACACACAAGAUUGAUAAAGAUACUGUUAUACCCAACAGAGAUGCUUUGAUGAAUAACUACGCUGCUAACGGCAUUACUACACAGCUCAACGGAAGUAAUAGUUUGACACAAUUAACAUCGUCUUCCAAUAACGGCUCGGGUUAUCCGAAUGUUUCAAAUUCAAUGGUCAGCAAUAAUCAAGUUAACAAUAACAACAACGGUCCUAGGCCCAAUGUGGUUCCAGUUGGCGGUUUGGCUCACGUUCCCCAACAUCUAUUGAGUGAGUUCGAUAUUUCCCCUUACUCUCAAAUGAAGUUCCAUAAAGAUAUCAUGAGAUUUCUGACUGAGCAGAAACUAAGUAUAGAUGUUGUCAAGACUCAUGCAUUUCGUCAAAUCAUAUUCACUCUACGACCUGAUGCAAUUGUCGACUUGAACGAUUUGGAUCAUAUCUAUUCUUCCUUUAUGGAAGUUUUGAAGAAUAAUGCUGCCGCUGAGAAUAAGAAAGAUAGCCGAGUUGACGGACCGGAACAUUCGUGGCUUUGA
Molecule: messenger RNA, 1128 nt
Organism: Komagataella phaffii GS115
Lineage: Eukaryota; Fungi; Ascomycota; Pichiomycetes; Pichiales; Pichiaceae
Exons: 1
Coding region: 1-1128 (375 amino acids)
Molecular function (GO): DNA binding
Source: RefSeq, a predicted model, not a curated record